CGUGGGGGAGGAAAGUACGAGUGAGCCGCAGCCUCGGCCGCGCCGUUCAGCCCGCGCGCAGCCGCCGCUCGGUUCUGCCUCCGCCUCGCAGGAGCCGCCCGAAGGCCCUACCGGCCCUACCGCCCCUACCCAGCCCCGCGCGGCGCAGCGCCCGCCGCCAUGCCCAAGAAUAAAGGUAAAGGAGGUAAAAACAGAAGACGAGGUAAGAAUGAGAAUGAGUCAGAAAAAAGAGAGCUGGUGUUCAAGGAAGACGGGCAAGAGUAUGCCCAGGUGAUCAAGAUGUUAGGCAAUGGAAGACUGGAGGCGUUGUGUUUUGAUGGUGUGAAGAGGUUAUGUCAUAUCAGAGGGAAACUAAGAAAAAAGGUUUGGAUAAAUACUUCUGAUAUUAUAUUGGUUGGCUUACGAGACUACCAGGAUAACAAAGCUGAUGUUAUUCUAAAGUAUAAUGCAGAUGAAGCCAGAAGUCUGAAAGCAUAUGGGGAGCUUCCAGAACAUGCUAAAAUCAAUGAAACAGACACAUUCGGUCCCGGAGAUGAUGAUGAAAUCCAGUUUGAUGAUAUUGGAGAUGAUGAUGAAGAUAUUGAUGAUAUCUAGUUUGGAACAGAGGUUUACAUUCCAACUUUCUUCCUCCAAGGAUUGUUCUACAUUGAUACUUUGAUUAUUUUUUUGGGUGAAGUACCUUUCUUUUAAGAAGACGGAAAAUUCUUGGUAAAGAGUGUAGUUUGUUACAUCAAAAGGAUUUAUUUUCAAUGUUUGUUUUAAAGUAUUUAUAUUUCUUUAGAAAUGGAUAAUGCUGGAUUAUCACAAAGGUUAAAUGAAAUGCCACAAAUAUUUUCCCUUCACCAAUUAGAGCUUUUAGCUCCGGGUAUAAGUGAGAUACAGAGACAUGGGCUGUAAAAGACUCUGGUUUUCCCCUCUUGUGCUUUCAUCACUACAAUACCAGUUCAACUUGUAUUUUGAAAUAAAAAUUGUUUACCCUGUAAUUAUCAUGAAUUUUGAUUAAAUACCCAGUUCAGAUUAGUAUUAAAAUGUACUAUGCAGUGUCUGUCCUUAUACCCCUUGCCUUGAUAUUAACUUUAAAAGAUUUUGAUAAUAUAAAAGGAAGGCAGAAAUCUGCAUUUUAAUUCAUAAUGCAUGAAUCUGCUCUUCACAUCUCGUAGCAUGCUGCUAUUUUUAUACAGAUUUUGAUAAUUAAGAACACUCAUAAUUUCAAAGAAGCAAAUUUGCCACAGCGGAUGGGUAGAGAAGUAACAAUGAACCAUAAGCAGCAUCUUAAAUUUGCAGUUGUUAAAAACUGUCUUGUAUGCUUAGCUCUUCUGUGUGUUCAGUAGCUAAGUUGUCAUUGUGGAAGAUGAACACUGGGUGGCACCCAGCAUAACAGGGAUGCGUUCAUGCAAACCGGUAGCAGUUGAUUCUGUACUGAAAAAAAAAAACUAAAAUAGUUUUUCCCCAAAGCAAAUGGUUAACAUUCAUGAUAUGUUAAGCGUGUAGAAUAUUUUUACAUUAUAGAAAGGGUUAUGUUAAGAGUAGAGUUUUAUUUUAAUCUUAAAGUCCAUGCAGCCUAAGGUACAACAUUAAAGCUUAUGUGAACUCUGAAUAACGAUAUAAAUGAGAAAUUAAAUUUGUGUCAAACGUAGGAAAAGAAUCUUUUCAUCCUGAAUGAGUCGCUGAAACAAAGUAAUGGAAAGAUUCUUCUCCGCCUUUGGACUGGAGGAGUCAGUUAAAGCUGAAUAAAGACUAACAUCAUCAUGAAAAUAUUAUUUUGUGGUAGCCUUAGUUUGUUUGUCUUCAGUUGUAUGUUUAACAACUCUGAAAGCAGGUUAAUGGAAAAAUUCCUUUUGUGCCAUAAAAAUCUGAUUCUUGAAACUUGUGUUCAUCAUACAGUCUUUUUGGGAUGCUGUACAGUGACUGCCCCAAUAGGUGAAACAAAAUGUCUGUAGAUACAGAGCGGCCUCGGUGCUUUAUGGGAUUAUUUUUUUUAAGGAGGAUUUCUGCAUUAGGUUUAAAUUCCCACAAAUUGUCUUUCUCUCUUUAUCUUUUUCCUUCUUCACAGUAUCUAUUAUUCCUAAGAGGAGAUCAUACAACAGUAACUAUUUCUUAGUCUUGAGUACUUUUGGCAAAUAUUACAUGGAUUUUAAAAACUCAUAGUAAGAACUUGCUAGAUAUUGGGAAAAUGUGCUGUUAACAUAGCACUCCUCUUGCCCUGAUAUUAAAGUAUAUAAAGAUCCUGUCUUUGUAUGUCUGUAACAUUCAGCAGUGAAUCAACAUACAAGUUGUAAAGUUUCAGGGUGAGGUUUACAAGCUGUUCCCUGGCUUACUGGUUUCCUCAAUAUUGAACAGACCAUUGAGCAGCUCUGAAAAUGGUCUAGAAACUCCCAAAACCAGGCUUGGUGCAGAAGAUUUCUAUGCAGUAGUGGCAGCAGAGAAGUUGAUGAUUAAAUUACAGUGAAUGUUUGCCGAAGAUGCAAGUACAGAAUUUAUUCUUGCCAAACACACUUUUGUACAUAUAAGGAAAACGUGUAAAGUACAUUGUCAGUGGUGAGGGAAAUAGAAACAAAUAUGCUGCUGUUGCAAGAAACUUACUUCAGUGUACUAGAAUUCUCUGGUAGAACAAGAUGCUCCAGCUGUGGGGCAAAGAUGAAAUUCUGUUCCUCACAGAAUUGUUUCCAGCCUUUAUUGGUCACAAGCUCCUGUUGGGCCCACCCAAAAUUCUGCAGAGCUCUUUAGGAAGAUUCCUAUUCAGCUGUGAUUUUCUUCUUAGUGCUCUGGCUCAACACCAUCUCACUGAUUUCACGGUAGGCUGCUUGGUCUUUCUCAAAUAAAUGUCCUCAUUCUCUGUCCACUGCCAGACCCCUUUCACAGAGCAAACUGGGCAGCUUUAUAUUGUCUCUUCUUCCUCCGGAGGUAAAAAGCUGCUUACACAAGGAGCUCUGAUUUCAGUGUCUACAUGCAAAGAAGGCAGCAGCUGCCAGGUAGAGGACUGCAAGAUUGCUAACUGACGCCAUGACAGGUGGUCAUUUCUAUAUAAUUUUUUUAAU
Molecule: messenger RNA, 3038 nt
Organism: Lagopus muta (rock ptarmigan)
Lineage: Eukaryota; Metazoa; Chordata; Aves; Galliformes; Phasianidae
Gene: EIF1AX
Product: eukaryotic translation initiation factor 1A X-linked
Exons: 7
Coding region: 160-594 (144 amino acids)
Biological process (GO): translational initiation
Cellular component (GO): cytoplasm
Molecular function (GO): translation initiation factor activity; RNA binding
Source: RefSeq, a predicted model, not a curated record